GCCAUUUCUCCAGCCAGUUACUCACCAUUGCCUUCCCUCUCAACUCCUUUUCUCAAGAAAGAUCGCUUCAAAGGUCUUUGUAGGAGGUACUAGCUGUUGUUAAGUUUGCAUCUUCUGAGACAAAACCACAGCGAUGGAUAUAUGAUUAAAGUUCACUGUAUGUCACUUUCGCCAUGAAACAUGUGAGGGCAUUCAUAAGCAUUAUAAACUAAAAUAUGUUUUCCUUAUUAAAGCAAAUGUGUGUCACAUAUAGUGUUCUUAAGAAGGAACGAUUUGGUGUCUUUUGGUUGUAUUCCUGCUAUUCUACAUCUAUGAAUGUCCUUCGGUAAUUCUACUUCUUUUGGGUGCAUGAGUAUCAUCAAUUUUGGGGAGACACGUUGAAGUUAAAAGUGUUGCAAAACAUGUGAUGGUUGUUGCUUAUGACACUUGUGGAGUUCACGACCCAAGUAAGGAGUUUCUUUUUUGCAGGGCUCUCAUUCUACACGACAGAAAAUGCCUUAUCAGAAGCCUUCUCACAAUUUGGCCAAGUAAUUGAAGCUAAAAUAAUAAUGGAUAGAGUCUCUGACAGAUCGAAAGGUUUUGGCUUUGUUACAUAUGCAUCUGAAGAUGAAGCCCAGAGAGCUAUUACAGAAAUGAAUGGCAAGGUAUUAAAUGGGCGAAUCAUAUUUGUUGAUACUGCAAAAUCCAAGGCACGCUUUGAUGAUGGUGGCAGGCCCGUUGCAAGAGGGCCUCCAUCGCUUCUAAAUGAUGAUUGAAAGAACAUACAUACUUGUAAUAGACUGCAAAGUUACAUUUCCAUAAAUUCAAUCAAAAUUUCCUUC
Molecule: messenger RNA, 821 nt
Organism: Amborella trichopoda
Lineage: Eukaryota; Viridiplantae; Streptophyta; Magnoliopsida; Amborellales; Amborellaceae
Product: RNA binding (RRM/RBD/RNP motifs) family protein
Molecular function (GO): RNA binding
Source: RefSeq, a predicted model, not a curated record